CCGGCGCGGGGUUGCGGCGCUCGGAGGGCCGAUCCGCGGGGCGGGACGCGGCGCUUCCGCCUCGGGGGAAACGGCGAUGGACGCGGGCGGCGGGGCGCUGGGGAAGAGGAGAGGCACCGCGCGGCCGCACGGCAAAUCCCGGCCGCAGUCCUGCCAGAGCCCCGGCGGGCUGCUCGUCACCGACUUCCCGGUGGAGGACAGGUGCGCCUUCACCCUUGCGCAGCCCGCGGCCACCGUCAGCGCCGCGCCCCGGGGGGGCUCCCCGCGCCUCCCUGCCCGCGUGGGCUCCGAGCCGCCGGCCGGGCUGCUGGCGCUGCUCUCCAGUGCGUCUCUCGGCUUCGUCGCCAACGGCGCUUUCCCCGGCGGCCUGCCACCCCGAGAGGCUCGCGGAGAAGCCGAGGGUGUCUCCCGUGCUGUGACCCCGGAGCGAAGCGUCACAGCCCCGGCCCCGCUCCCCGAGCGGCCCGCCGUCACGCUGAGCACCAACAGCCCUGCCGCGCUCAAGGUGGGCACGCAGCAGAUCAUCCCCCGCAGCCUGGCAUCUGGUAGCAAGGCGACCCACAAGGGUGGCGGGCACGGCGCGGACGCGGGCAGGAGGGUGCUGAAGGCGCGCAGCAUGGUGGAGAGCCCCGGGGUGCCGCUGGGCGCCGAUGAGGAAACCGAGGGUGAGCCGGACAGCCCGGGCGUGCUGCGGCGCGGCCUGCGCUCCACCUCCUACCGCCGGGCCGUGGUGAGUGGCAUCGACCUGGACGGCUCUGCCAACUUCAAGAAGAAAAACAGAAUGUCUCAGCCCAUACUGAAGGCCGUUGUUGAAGAUAAAGAGAAGUUUUCCAGCCUGGGGAGGACAAAGAAGAAAACGCUGAAAGGACAAGGGACGUUUGAUGGGGAAGAAAAUGCUGUGUUGUAUCAGAACUACAAAGAAAAAGCUCUGGACAACGAUUCUGAUGAGGAGUCUGAGCCCCGAGAGCAGAAAUCAGAUGAAAAGGUUAUUUUUCCCUAUAAGCCCCUGAGAUCAACAUGGAGUCAGCUAUCAGUUGUGAAAAAGAAUGGAUUAUCAGAAGCGAUCAGCCAGGAAGAAAGAAAGAGACAAGAGGCCAUAUUUGAAGUGAUAUCUUCUGAGCAUUCUUACUUGCUGAGCUUGGAGAUUCUGAUCCGCAUGUUUAAAAAUUCCCGGGAGCUGAGCCUCACAAUGACCAAAACGGAGAGCCACCACCUUUUCUCCAAUAUUACAGAUGUUUAUGAAGCAAGUAAAAAGUUCUUCAAAGAGCUUGAAGCAAGGCAUCAGAACAACAUCUUCAUUGACGAUAUUAGUGAUAUUGUGGAAAAGCAUUCUUCCUCCACGUUUGAUCCUUAUGUAAAAUACUGCACUAAUGAAGUCUAUCAGCAGCGAACGCUUCAGAAAUUGCUAGCUACAAAUCCAGCAUUUAAAGAGGUGUUGUCACGCAUUGAGUCCCAUGAAGACUGCAGGAAUUUACCGAUGAUCUCCUUCCUCAUUCUCCCUAUGCAGAGAGUUACUCGUCUUCCAUUGCUGAUGGAUACUAUUUGUCAGAAAACUCCUAAAGAUUCACCGAAAUAUGAGAACUGCAAGCAGGCUCUGAAGGAAGUGAGCAAGUUGGUGCGUUUGUGCAAUGAAGGUGCUCGGAAAAUGGAAAGGACAGAAAUGAUGUACACGAUUAACUCCCAGCUGGAAUUUAAAAUCAAGCCAUUUCCAUUGGUUUCUUCUUCACGAUGGUUAGUGAAAAGGGGAGAGUUAACAGCCUAUGUAGAAGACACGGGACUUUUCUCUAAAAGGACUUCUAAACAGCAGGUGUACUUCUUCCUCUUCAAUGAUGUCCUCAUCAUCACCAAGAAGAAGAGUGAGGAGAGUUACAACGUCACAGAUUAUUCCUUAAGGGAUCAGCUGGUGGUCCAGCAGUGUGACAGUGAGGACCUGACCUCUUCUCCCAUGAAGAACACUUCAGCCAUGCUGUACUCACGGCAGAGCUCCCCAGUUCACCUCUUCAGGCUGUCCGUCCUCAGUAACCAUGCAGGAGAGAAGGUGGAGCUGCUUUUGGGAACAGAAACUCAGAGUGAAAGAGCUCGCUGGAUUACAGUGCUUGGACAAGACAGAGACAGGCAGAGCACAGACAGAACCACUUUGACACAGGUAGAGAUCAUCAGAACUUACACAGCAAAGCAGUCAGACGAGCUGUCUCUUCAAGUUGCUGAUGUUGUUUUGGUUUAUCAAAAAGUAAAUGAUGGUUGGUAUGAAGGGGAACGACUGCGGGAUGGUGAAAGAGGGUGGUUUCCCAUGGAGUGUGCCAAGGAAAUCACGUGUCGUGCCACCAUUGACAAGAACAUGGAGCGCAUGGGGCGUCUGCUGGGACUUGAAACCAAUGUGUAGAUGAUUUCUGCAUCCUCAUAUUGUGCUGCAGGAUUUGCACUAAACUGCUGUCAGCAGAGGCACAGCUGCACACACUACAGCUCUUGCAUGGAAGACGUGAGGCACAGAUGCAUUAAAUACAGCGACAGCACUGAUACUCAGAUAGCCCUUUUGGUUGGCGUUUUGAGAGCUAUGAACUGAUGCCUGGCUGGAGUAAUGGCAGUUUCUAUGAGAAUUAGGUUCCUGGGCAGUGGAGAUCAGCCAUUCUUUGUUUUUAAAAUGAGAUUUCCCUUUCAGCUUUGGUUCCCUCAUCCCUAUUUGUAUUCUUUCUCCGUCUGUUUUCUUGAUGAUUUUCACUUUCUUUCUUUCUAAUUUAAAAUCCCUCUCUAGCAGGCUGAAUACCAGAAGCUCACCAAAUAAAUGCAUACACUGAGCUGGAAGGAGAACAGGAGCAUAACAGUGGGGGAACAGAGUUCCAGCUCCUAAAAACUGCAGUAUUACAUUCCCAGAACCAGAAAAGGUGUCAAAUGGGAUACUUCCCUGUGUUGUCAAAACCUUUGUUUAACCUGAGCUGCAAUAAGCAGCAUGUAAUUGAUGAAGGACUGCCUGUCCAGCAGCAGCCCAGGGUGAGCCAUGUUCUGUAGGACACAGUGAGUUACUGAGCUGAUGAGCUGCAGGGGAGCCAGCCGGAGCUCGUGUGGUGGUGCUGUGCUGUGUGUUUCUCAUACAGCUCGUGCUCUGUUCCUGCUGCUCCAGAAAGGAAUUGUGAAAGCAAGCAAGAGGGACCAGCUUUUCAAAAUAAAGAUGGAGUGUCUCAUUCUCUGAUACAUUUUUUAGCGUGACCAUCAGACUUGAGCUUGUUUUCAUUAAGAAUAAUAAUAUACAGAGAUUGAGCCCUUUGAUGUCCUUCUACCAGUGUCCUCCUUAUGUGCCUUACGUUGUUCCUCUAGGAAGAGUUUCCUGGAAUCCAGUUUGUGCCAAGUGCAGAAGCUGUUCUGUCCCGUGUCUCCACUCCAAAAGCUCUUCAAGCUCUGGCUGCCUUUGUGGCAGCGAUUGCUUUUCCAGUAUUCUUUGCUAGGUUGGCCCUUUAAAGAUUGAGCCCCUUUUUUUAAUACUUAGUACUAAAAAUAAUUUCAAGCUGUAUAAAAGCAGCCAUAUGCAUAACAUAGGAACGUGUUUUUUUCUCACUAGCAUCAACAACCUGAGCCCUGUGCUGUGGUUCAGAGCUGAGAUGCCUGCACUCACAGGCUG
Messenger RNA from Lagopus muta (rock ptarmigan), 3613 nucleotides. It is a transcript of the gene ARHGEF26, whose product is annotated as Rho guanine nucleotide exchange factor 26. The transcript has 14 exons. Lineage: Eukaryota; Metazoa; Chordata; Aves; Galliformes; Phasianidae. Bases 77 to 2383 code for a protein of 768 amino acids. Gene Ontology annotation, biological process: activation of GTPase activity. The record is from RefSeq and is a predicted model, not a curated record. Gene Ontology annotation, molecular function: protein binding; guanyl-nucleotide exchange factor activity.